Molecule: messenger RNA, 289 nt
Organism: Staurois parvus
Lineage: Eukaryota; Metazoa; Chordata; Amphibia; Anura; Ranidae
Source: the annotation of a GenBank genome assembly
UCACUAAUGUGCGUUGAUGAGGCUGCACUGAUGGGCACAGAUGGGCGGCACUGAUGAGCUGACACUGAUGGGUGGCACUGACUGGCGGCACUGCUGGGCACAGGUGGUUGGCGGUGCUGGGCACAGGUGGGUGGCGCUGCUGGGCACUUGUGGGUGGCACUGGUGGGCACUGAUCAUCAGUGCCCUGAUGAUCGGUGCCGAUCCCUCCUCUGACAACUGCCGGUUCUCGGCAGUACUUUCCUCACUUUGUGACAGAGUGAGGAAAGUGCAGCCGAUAACCGGCAAUUGC